AAGGUUGUGUUGAAACGUAGCUGUUGUUUCCGGACAUCAGCGCGAACGGGUGUGCAGCCAAGAUGCAAGCGUCAUUGGUGAAGUACAACACUCCCAUUCUGAUCAGCACCACGGGCGCUGCGAAAGGUAAAAAAGACAAGGACAGAAAAAAAAAUGCCCAACCUGCGAUGUCUCAGACGGAGGACAUCCUGAAUUCCAUUCUUCCACCAAGAGAAUGGACUCAGGAGGAUCAACUUUGGGUGCAGUAUGUAUCGAGCACACCAGCCACACGUGCAGAUGUUGUGAACCUGCAGGAGGACCUUGACAAAUGGUUGCAACAAAGACAGGCUCGUGAGACUGGCAUUUGUCCCAUCCGUGAGGAACUGUAUUCGCAGUGCUUCGAUGAACUCAUCCGACAGGUCACCAUCAUUUGUGCGGAACGUGGAUUGUUGCUGCUGCGAGUCAGAGAUGAAAUCAGGAUGACGAUUUGCGCGUAUCAGAGCCUCUACGAGUCUUCCAUCGCAUUUGGAAUGCGCAAGGCAUUGCAAGCAGAGCAGCGCCGCAACCAGCACAACAAGAAGAUGAAGGAUUUGCAAGUGGCCAACAAGAAGCUUCGAGAUGAGGUCGAGGAAUUGGAGAACAAGAUCACUCAGAUUGAGAAGCAUGAGGCAGAGCGACGUGAGCAAGAAGAGAGGAAGCACAAGGAAGAGGUAGAAAUUCUGAAGAAGAUGAAUGCUCAGCGGAAGGAGCAACUGGAAGCCAUGCUCCAAGCUCCCAAGAAGUGAUCGACGGCCUUGCAUUUGUAGGAAAAUCUACCCUACUGCAGCAACAUGCUGAACAGGUAUUGCGUGCUGCAAAAGCGCCACGCAUGGUGUGAACAUAAUUGCGGGCCCGUUUCACCUGCAGGCCGUGGACUGCAGUCUACUUUGCAUGACUCCUUGGAGAAA
Messenger RNA from Cladocopium goreaui, 926 nucleotides. The record is from the annotation of a GenBank genome assembly. NCBI's taxonomy places the organism in Eukaryota, Dinophyceae, Suessiales, Symbiodiniaceae.